AUGGCUUCAGAUGCUGGGGAGAUAGCUCCUAUCGAGAAGAGGGUCGGAGAAACUAGCGAUGCGAAGCAGACAGGGCUGCAUCGGGAUGCCGAAGUCGGUCCUGAGAUGAUCGAUAUCGAUAGAAUCGAAAGAGUCUAUUCCAAGCUCGAUCGCCGGAUACUUCCAGCAUUCUGGAUUCUUUACUUUAUAUGCUCGGCGAUUCGCUCCAAUAUCGGACUUGCUCAGACUAUGAACCUGGCUGAAGGUCACGAUCUGGGAUCGGUACUCAACAUCACACCCAAACAGGUCUCUACUGGUCUGGCGCUGUUCUACGUCUGCUAUGUCAUCUUCGAUCUUCCCUCCAAUCUCGUCAUGUCAAGGGUUAGCCCGCAUGCAUGGAUGAGUCGCAUCGUGACCUGCGUUGGUAUCAUUGGCAUGUGCCUGACGGCUAUGAACGCUGCCUGGAAUCUUUACCUCCUUCGACUACUCCUUGGUAUCGUUAUUGCAGGCAUGUGGCCGGGUAUGUCAUACUACCUGACUCUUUUCUAUCCUCCGUCUCGUACCGGCAAGCGUAUCGGGCGCUACUUCACAGCAUCUCAAAUGUCCGCGGCGGUUGUGGGUUUGGUCUCGGCUGGCUUCCAGAAGAUGGAUGGAGUAGGUGGACUAGUUGGUUUUCAGUGGAUGUUCCUUCUGUACGGUAUCGUCGGCUUCAUUGUCGGCAUAUCGCUACUGUGGUGGCUUCCUGACAGGCCACUACCCCCAGGCGAAGUACGCCAGCGAACUGGAUGGAUGAAGUGGCUGCCAGAAGGCAGACCAGCCCUGGAAGGUGAAGACGCCCGCAUUCACUACGAGGAUCUCACCCGCGUAUACAGUCGCAAGCUGUGGACGAUGAAAGAUCUCUGGCACGUCGUCAUCGACUGGAGGAUAUACCCUCUCGUUGUCAUGUACUUUGGUGUAGUGGGUGUUGGGAACGGAACACAGGCAUACGCGACUGUCAUCAUCCGCGGCAUCAACCCGAGCCUCACAGGUAUCCAGCUAAGUUUGCUCUCAGCACCCAUCUGGAUUAUGGAUCUGAUCGCUAUUCUAAUCGUGACGCCCUUCUCGGACCGUUUCCACCACCAUCGACCUGCCUUCUUUAGUGCUGCUGUUGUGAUACAGAUCGCUGGUCUUUCGAUUGCUACCUUCGCCAAAGACUGGUCGCGUUACGGUGGCGUCCUACUGAUUGGCUUCGGACUUGGGCCGACAGUGCCGAUUUGCAUGGCCUGGUCCAACGAGAUCUUCCAGCCCCGCCACGGAGAAGUGGGCGUAGCGGCAGCCGCCGCACUCGUCUCUGGACUUGGUAAUCUGGGGAGUAUCCUCACAACCUACGCACUAUAUUCUGGGUGGCCUGAAGAUGCCAAAGACGGCCCGCACAAGUAUCGCAACAGCAACUUUGUCAUGAUUGCCAUCCUGUGCGCCAGUAUACUCAGCGCAGGGAGCAUGGUCGUCUUGUUGAGGGUGUUUGGAAACGGCAAGGGCAAACAGAUCAGUAGUGCAAGCUCGACUAGCGAGGGCGAGGCUGCAUACGUCGACGGUGCUGCCCGGCGCGAGGUCCAACAGAGGGGACUCGGACGAAUGUUCUGCUUCCGAUGA
Messenger RNA from Alternaria ethzedia, 1611 nucleotides. RefSeq lists its product as uncharacterized. Bases 1 to 1611 code for a protein of 536 amino acids. Gene Ontology annotation, biological process: biotin import across plasma membrane. The record is from RefSeq and is a predicted model, not a curated record. Gene Ontology annotation, cellular component: membrane. Lineage: Eukaryota; Fungi; Ascomycota; Dothideomycetes; Pleosporales; Pleosporaceae. Gene Ontology annotation, molecular function: dethiobiotin transmembrane transporter activity; solute:proton symporter activity; biotin transmembrane transporter activity. The transcript has 4 exons.